This is a messenger RNA of Onychostoma macrolepis, 706 nucleotides long. Its product is annotated as type-2 ice-structuring protein-like. The record is from RefSeq and is a predicted model, not a curated record. Bases 101 to 571 code for a protein of 156 amino acids. Gene Ontology annotation, molecular function: signaling receptor activity. NCBI's taxonomy places the organism in Eukaryota, Metazoa, Chordata, Actinopteri, Cypriniformes, Cyprinidae. The transcript has 6 exons.
CACACUUGAUAUCAAGUAAAGCAUAAAAGCAGAGCUCUUUGUGAAACUCCACAAAAUCGUCCUCUGAAAUUCUGAAGGUAACGAUCUGAAAAUCAAGUUCAUGGCAAUGCUGGGAAGUCUGCUGCUCUUCAUCAUGUUCUCCAUGGGAAACACAGAAGUAGACCUACCUUAUCCAGUUGGUAUAGAUAAAAACUGCCACUAUGGAUGGACACCUUUUGGAGACCGCUGCUACAAGUUCUUCUCUCAGUCGAUUAGCUGGAUCGCAGCAGAGAGAAAGUGUAUAGAUCAGCAUGCAAAUCUGGCAUCUGUGCACAGUGAACUGGAAAACGAUUUUCUGUUGAGUCUGGUGCCAUCUUCUAAACGAUGUUGGUUUGGUGUUCAUGAUGGUGUACAAGAAGGAGCGUGGUUGUGGAGUGAUGGAACCCCAUAUGACUACACCAACUGGUGCGCUGAUGAACCUAACAAUAUUAAUGUCGAGAACUGUGGAGAGAUCAGCUGGACCUCUGACCGUUGCUGGAAUGAUGCUGGCUGUUCUGCCUCAGUGGGCUAUGUUUGUGCUAAAGACCUGUGAGAUCCUACGCAGUCAUCCUGCUCCAGUUACUUUGAUUGGACUACAUUUAGUUUCUGAACUCCUCUUUACAGAAUGUUCUCAACCGAUCUCUUAAUACUGAAACGCCCCUCGAAUCAAUAAAAGCAUUAAAGCAAA